This is a messenger RNA of Geodia barretti, 482 nucleotides long. The record is from the annotation of a GenBank genome assembly. Lineage: Eukaryota; Metazoa; Porifera; Demospongiae; Tetractinellida; Geodiidae.
AUACACGUGGGGGCGUGAAAACGAUGGGCGUGUCUAGAGGAGUGGUUUUGUAACGUCGCGCGUGGAAAGAGACACUCAAGGAUGGCCAAAAGGACGAAGAAAGUAGGCGUUGUGGGCAAGUAUGGAACGCGUUAUGGCUCCUCGUUGAGAAAAAUGGUGAAGAAGAUCGAAAUAUCUCAACACGGAAAAUACAUCUGCUACUUCUGUGGAAAGGUUAGUCGGCAGAAGAAUGGGACACGGCUGGUGCGCGUUUACUGGAGUAAUUUUGCAGAACUCGAUGAAAAGAAAGUGCGUGGGCAUCUGGCAUUGCAACAAGUGUCAGAAGGUUAUUGCAGGCGGAGCAUGGGUACCAAGCACAACCGCAGCUGCAACUAUUAGGAGUGCGAUCCGUAGACUCAGGGAGAUGAAGGAAACAUAAACACUCUUGUCCGUCGCAAAUUUCCUUGUCUUUGUAAUAUAAUGUGACAAGUUUUCUGACAUGA